Punica granatum (pomegranate) is the source of this 2047-nucleotide messenger RNA. The record is from RefSeq and is a predicted model, not a curated record. NCBI's taxonomy places the organism in Eukaryota, Viridiplantae, Streptophyta, Magnoliopsida, Myrtales, Lythraceae.
CUGUACUGUUCGGAGGCCAACGGGGUUGAGUUCGCGGCGGAAGAACCCGAUAAUCAGCGCUCGUCAGUGGCCAUUAGGGCUCCCGCAUUCUUCUUCCGAUUGCACUGUGACGAUCGAUUUCCGCUCAAGAGAUGCUUCGAAGCUCCUUUCCUCGACUCACUUUGUUCUCAGUUGGCCCCAGGAACCGCAAAUUCUCGACCUUGCAGCCGGCCGCAACCUCAUCGGCCGAGCAAUUCUACGCCCACCUGCAGAAUCACGGAGCCAAUUUCGAGAAAACCCUAGCUUCCAUCAGGGCCAAGAUCGACCCCUUAUGCGUAAGCGAGGUGCUGCGCAGAUGCUCUGUGGAUCGUUCCCUGCUGGGUCUCAGAUUUUUCAUCUGGGCCGGCACUCAUUCCACUUACCGGCACAGCGGCCAUAUGUACAGGAAAGCUUGUGAGAUUUUCCGGAUUCAUCAUAACCCAGGUGCGAUUUUGGAAGUUCUUGAGUCUUACAGAGCCGAUGAGUGCUCAGUCAAUCUCAAGACAGUUAAGGUGGUCUUGAAUCUGUGCAAGGAAGCUAAGCUUGCCGACGAGGCUGUUUGGGUAUUGAGAAAGAUGGGUGAUUUUAACUUAGGAGCUGAUACCGUUUCCUAUAAUGUCGUCAUUAGGUUGUUCUGUCAGAAGGGCGAUAUGGCCACUGCAGGAAUGUUGAUGAGGGAGAUGGGUUUGGUCGGUCUUCGCCCCGAUAUGAUCACUUUUGUCGAGAUGAUUAAAGGGUUCUGCAAUGUGGGGGAGUUGGAGAGUGCUUGCAUGCUGUUCCAGGAUAUGAAAGAGCAGGGCUGUAUCCCGAACACCGUGGUUUUCUCAACCCUCUUGGAUGGGUUUUGCAAGAACGGGAGUCUCGAGAGGGCUCUAGAGUUGUUGACGGAGAUGGAGAAAGGCAGUGGAGAUUGCGGUCCUAAUGUUGUUACGUAUACCUCUGUCAUUCAGAGCUUCUGCAGUCAGGGUCUUGUGGUGAAAGCACUGGCGGUAUUGGACAGAAUGAUCAAUCAAGGAUGUCCUCCCAAUCGGGUCACUGUCCGUGCCUUAGUUGAUUGCCUUUGUGCUGAAGGGCGUCUAGAGGAAGUAGAUGAAUUCAUUGACAAGGUCGUUUCUGGCGGCAGCUUCUCUAUUGCUGAUUGUAAUAGCAGUUUGAUCGUUUCUUUGAUAAGAUUAGAAAAGUUGGAAGAGGCUGAAAGGCGAUUUAUCAGAAUGUUGAGUAGCGAAAUGAGACCUGACGGGAUGACUUGUAAUAUGAUCUUAAGGGAGCUGUGCUCCACGGGGAGGCCUUUUGAUGCAUUUAUGUUGUUUAGGGAGAUCGAUAAGGCAGGAUGCUCGGCUUUCGUUGGAUCUAAUGCGUUCUCUGAGCUCCUUGUGGGGCUAACCGAGCUUAACCACAAAGAAGAGGCUGUAACACUCGCAAGGUUAAUGCUCGAUAGAGGAAUUAGACUCCAAGCUCCUUAUGUCGAUAAUGUAGUGAAGUUCCUAAAAAACAGUGACGAAAGUGAGCUGAUUCCCGAAUUGACAAAAGUGGGAAAACCACUUUAAACUCCGGAGACGGCGUCGUAUGUGGCUCAUAUCCUACAGAAGCUGUUAGUGACAGUUUACUAGAUCACAUUCAUACGGCUUCAAUCAUCAGGGUCUGUAUAUCGUGCUGAGAGCUCGAGAAUUAAGGUGGCUGAAAAUCCAAAAGACCUUGGGAUAGCUAUAUAUCUAAGCUGAAGAUUAUCAAUGGAAUAAGGAAUUGGGAUUUGUUAUGGAAGCCUUUUCUUCUGGGACAGUAAGCUUAAGAGUUGGCUGAGGAAAAGCGAACUUUUCUCUGUGCAGGAAGCUAGAGCUGAAUUUAUCGUCAUUUAUGGUGCGUUUGUUUUAAAUUAAUUAAAUAAAUACUUAAAAGUUAAUUAUAAGGGAAAAUGAUGUCGGAAAGAGGGAAAUGUGAGAGAUAAUGAUCUAAAUUACUUAAUUAUUAAGUAAAAAACCACUUAACUAGAAAAUUUUGACAUAAUGAAAUAGGUUAUUCUUAUUCAAAA